Messenger RNA from Solea solea (common sole), 1608 nucleotides. RefSeq names its product CDK5 and ABL1 enzyme substrate 2-like. Bases 8 to 1555 code for a protein of 515 amino acids. NCBI's taxonomy places the organism in Eukaryota, Metazoa, Chordata, Actinopteri, Pleuronectiformes, Soleidae. The record is from RefSeq and is a predicted model, not a curated record. The transcript is spliced from 9 exons. Gene Ontology annotation, biological process: regulation of cell cycle.
AACUAGCAUGGCGACCGCUCUAUGCGGUGUUCAGUCCACCGGCAGCAACAGUAAACCCGUGAAGAAUUAUCGAGAACACCGGAGGAGAGUGAAAGAUUCCAGGCGGAGACAGGCAGCCCUGUUGUUCCUCACUAACAUCUCACUCGACGGACGGCCUCUGUGUCACAUAAACGAUGGAAAUACCGAGGAGAAAGCGGCCGAGGAGCCGCGGCUCGGGCAUAGAGACAGCGGCGCUGCGGUCCUGGCGCCGCCUGAUGGCCAAGCACCGAUGGCCCAGGUGACAGAGCCCGCGUUGCCCGCCGCCGGCAGCGGCUCAGCCUCCAGUUUUCCCGGGGUCCUCAGUCCAAGCCGACCUUCCUUGGUAACGUCGCCGGGACCCGCCGGGCCAGCUGCUGUCGGUGCCAACGAGGUAUUUUUGGAAGGUGUCACUGCGGCCGAGACGCCAACCGCGGACACCCCCGUGUCUCCCGGGGCCACCGGCCACCAACACUGCUCCCGUGUCAGGUCCACACCCGCCGUACCGAGCCCGGCUGCUACUGCCCAGGAGUCACGGCAGAGGUUGAGGAAUGUCUCCGGUUCUCCUGGACCCAGGGUGCCAAAGAAAGUACAUUUCAUCAAGAGUAUGAGACAGUAUGACACCAGAGGCUGCAGGAUCAUGCUGAUUUGUGCCAAGCGGUCGCUAUAUGCUGCUUUCUCAGUGCUGCCCUAUGGAGAGAGUGCUCACCUCAGUGACCCUAAGAUGGAGACUCAGAGACAAAGGCUGUCUUCUGUGGCGACUGCAGACCUUCUGCCUUCCUUGGAAGGUGUGGAGCUGGGCGCAUAUGGCAAGACGGUGUCAUAUGCUCAGUUCCUUUAUCCGACCAAUGCCUUGGUGAGGCAGAAGAGCGGUGGCGUGCAGGAGAGCUGCGCCUCAGCUCAGACCCCUCACUCACGUUUCCGUGGCAACGGGCAGCAGAAGAACUUCACCCAGGCUCGUGUGAACAACAGUGUGGCACAAGAGCCAAAUGCAGAGGAGGUGACAGAGUACGACCCGAACCUGCUCAGCGACCCUCAGUGGCCCUGCGGGAGACACAAGAGAGUUCUUAUAUUUGCAUCAUACGUGACGACCGUUAUUGAGUAUGUGAAACCGUCCGACCUGAAGAAGGACAUGAACGAGACUUUCAGAGAGAAGUUUCCUCACAUCAAGCUGACGCUGAGCAAGAUAAGAAGCUUGAAGAGAGAGAUGCGGGUCGUGAGCGAGGAGUGCAGUCUGCAGCCCGUCACCACGGCGAUGUCAUUUGUUUACUUUGAGAAGCUGGUGCUGCAGGGUCGCCUCAACAAGCAGAACAGGAAGCUGGUUGCGGCGGCGUGCGUGCUACUCGCUGCAAAGAUCAGCAGUGAUCUGCGGAAGCCAGAAGUCAAACAGCUCAUUGACAAGCUGGAGGAGCGUUUCCGUAUAAACAGACGGGAGUUGAUUCCUCUGGAGUUUCCUGUGCUGGUUGCCUUGGAGAUGGGACUUUACCUCCCUGAGAGCAAGGUCAUGCCGCACUACCGCAGGCUGGUGCAGCAGGGGUAGACUGUGACACUCCGCUGGGUUCAAUAUUAACACCAGCGUGCGUGCGUGCGUGC